Molecule: messenger RNA, 387 nt
Organism: Pyrus x bretschneideri (Chinese white pear)
Lineage: Eukaryota; Viridiplantae; Streptophyta; Magnoliopsida; Rosales; Rosaceae
Exons: 2
Coding region: 1-387 (128 amino acids)
Source: RefSeq, a predicted model, not a curated record
AUGCAAAGACAGUUACUGGGCGGCUCGCUGUCGAAGCUCCACCAACCCCACGGCAGACCCAAGGACCAGACUCUUACCGUCGAUGACUCCCCCAACCACAUUAAGGAUCUUUUAGCCUUUUCCACCGCCACCUCCUCCUCAUCCUCUUCAAUCUCUGCAGCCUACGAAGACGACGAGGACCACAAAGCAUCGAAGCCUCACCGUUUGUCAUCACCGCCGUCCAUUGCACCGCAUAAAUUCAUCCACAUCAUCCCGAUCCUCAUCCUCCUCUGCUUCCUCAUCCUCUUCCUCUUCUCCCACAUCCCCUCCCAAUCAGAUUUGGCUCAGUUUAAUGGCUUCACUAAACUGCCUGGAUCGGCAAAGCACGUAGGUACGCAAUGCAAAUGA